Messenger RNA from Paramormyrops kingsleyae, 2642 nucleotides. NCBI's taxonomy places the organism in Eukaryota, Metazoa, Chordata, Actinopteri, Osteoglossiformes, Mormyridae. The record is from RefSeq and is a predicted model, not a curated record.
CCGCAACUGGCGCCUCGCUACUCUCGCGAUAUUUCAUUUAAUGGCCGGCUGGAGUCUGCCCUGUGUCUCGCGCAUUUGCAGCUUCAUGCUCCGUAUAUAAAGGAGGGCCUCGGCGCAAGAAGGACGGCUGAGCGACGCAGCCUUGGGAUUAACGAUAAGCUUGCGAUCAAUUCGCGAUUUUUUAAUUUGCUUUUAUUUUGUUUUUAUUAAUGUGACAAGAGCGUGAUGUCGAAUUCUUUUGAGGUUUUAAGCUCCAGGUGUUAGCCGUUUCCCGUGUGCUUUGGCGUCCGCUUGCUUUCCUUCUGGGUUUUUAAUACUCCGCUAGUAAUGGCGAGCUCGGCUAACUCUAACCCAGUGCCUAAACUCUAUCGGAGUGUCAUUGAGGAUGUGAUUAAUGACGUGCGGGAGCUCUUCCUGGAUGAGGGUGUCGAUGAACAGAUCCUACAGGAUCUGAAAACGCUGUGGGAGAGUAAGCUGAUGCAGUCGAAGGCGGUGGAGGGUUUCCACUCGGAGGAGCAGACCCUACAUGCGCAGCCGCAUCAGCAUGCCCCCCAGGCCCAGGUACAGGCACAUACCCAGCAGGUCGUCCUGCCUUCCACCCAUCAAGGUAAGCCCCGCCCCCCCCUUUUGGUGUGCCUGAACAGGUGGUGCUCUGGUUGUGAUACUUAUAGGGCUUGGAGGUGCUCUGGUUGCAUCUUUUCGCAGUCAGUGUGUGUCUCUCUCACAUUUAGCUAUUUAUUAACUAACCUGAGUCUCUCAACCUCACAGGAGCCCUUGAACAGUGGCGACGAUGUGAGUGAUGAAGAGGGCCAGGAGCUGUUUGAUACUGAGAAUGUGGUCGUGUGUCAGUAUGACAAGAUACACAGGAGUAAGAACAAAUGGAAGUUCCACCUGAAAGAUGGCAUCAUGAACCUGAAUGGAAGAGACUACGUCUUCUCCAAAGCCAUCGGGGAUGCCGAGUGGUAGAGCGAAGGGACUGGCGCGCCUCCGGUGGGCUGGGGGGGGACGGCGCACACAUCAGGCCCUUUACGGACUCCGUGCGUUUCGGCGUGGCAUGCGGACAUGUCGCGGCGCAGAGCCGCCAGGCCCCGCAAGUACGAGUGGCAACACUAUAACGUUAAAGCAAACACCCCCCGCCCUCCCCAUUCGCACAUCGCUGAAAAAUACGCUGGUUUCUUUGUUCAUCAUGCAAAAGACUGGUGACUGUAGGAUUUUUUUCUUUUCUUUUUUUUUUUUAUUUUUUAAAACAUUCUUUUUACUUCUGUGGUUCAUCCUAGGGCUAGUGGACCAGCUAAACUCAAAUCUGACGCCCCUUUUGGUUAAACACUCAAGAUCACCCUUCCUCCUCCAUGCCGGAGCCAGCAGCCCUAGUGAUUUUAAGGUCGGGAAUUUGAUUGGUCGGCACCAGCAGUGGCAAGCGUUUCGCAGGACGCCAUUAGUGACACUUGUUUGUUCAGCUUUUUUUUUUUUUUUUACUUUUCCAGCCAUGUGUUGCAGUGGAUAUUCAAGCCCUUCGUCAAACUUGUAGAUAACAUUGAACAGAUUGCCUCGUAGGUGUAGAAUAGUGCAGAGCUGGUCACCACAGAGGGUUAUGUGUGAUUGGAGUGGUAAUCAGCUGUGAUUUGACUGAACCUUUGAAAAAUGGAGGGUGGGUGUCUGGCCGCAUCUUUUGUUUUUUGUUUUUUUUAUGGUCUGUUUGGGGGGUUCAUUUUCCCCAGGCUGGUGAAUUCUUUUUUUUUUUUUUUUUAAUCAUCAUUUUGCUGCACCAUUUCACCCCUUCUCCAUGGUGUCCAAAAGUCCUGACUGGUUGCCCCCACCCACCCACCAAUAGUCAACACCGCUUCUGACAGGUUUUACCAUCAGAUUAUCAUUCUCUUCCUCCAUAGUGUACUACAGUAACCUUUAAUAAUCAUGUUCGCAUUCAUUAUUUAUUCCUGACAGGUUGGGGCCGUUUACUGGGGAAGGUGAGACCAUGCCAAACUGUGCUCUUAUUACAAUACAAGUGUUCCUUUUUCAAAGGGGUAUCUUUCGUUGGUUUGAUUUGUAUUUGUUCAACCUUUUAAUCAAAUCUUCUGUGUUGUACUUGAAUUCUAAUCAUGAAUUUUAUCUUGUAAGGACUUUCAUCCUGAGACUUUUUUCCUUGCAUUUUGUUUUAACAGUGCAGUAUUGUGUAAUUUUAGAUCAAUGAAAGGGCAUGUGAUUUUGUUUUUUUUUUUUUCUCUCCACACACCGCUUGUUAGGUCUGCGCUGUCACUGCUUUGAGAAAUAUAUUCUGCCUGAUGAGCUGAUAUGCACAAUAUUUUAUAGAACACAACGAGGGGGUGGGAUUGGAUUUAAAUUUGGACCACUGGAUUGCGAGGGCCAAUGUGUCCCCUGGCAGUCGGCAGAGUUUUUAAAGACGCGGGUUUCUCCAGUUUCUCAUUUUACCUGUCGUUAUUUCAACAGCAGACGCGUUUUAUUGUAGCUUGUUGUGUUUGUAUGUCCAAGCGUACCUUCUCAUAGUUUGUGCCUUGCAGUUUAUUUCUGCGUUCAGGUAUUCAAAGGAAGUUUAAUUGGGAGCCCUGGGGGAUGUUUUGAAAGGAAGUCAUUUGAACGUUCUGUGUCAGCUUAACCUUACCACAAUAAACCUGUUUUCUACUGUG